Molecule: messenger RNA, 1146 nt
Organism: Juglans microcarpa x Juglans regia
Lineage: Eukaryota; Viridiplantae; Streptophyta; Magnoliopsida; Fagales; Juglandaceae
Exons: 2
Coding region: 1-1146 (381 amino acids)
Source: RefSeq, a predicted model, not a curated record
AUGGCAGGUUCAUCUUUACCUCCUUCCGGAUCCUCUUCUUUGGUAAAUACUUCAGUCUCGCAAGAGGAAUUCAACGUGUUCCACGCCAUCGACCGCAAACUCUUUAGCCGCUUGGUCUUUAACCUAGGCCGUGACCCCGCGGAGGCCACCCAAAUCAUGGCGCUCUGGCUCUGGCUCGAUAUGGUCGGCAAGGAAAUCGACAUGGUGUAUUCCAAACUGUUGUCCUUGCCCAACACUUUACUCAACGAACUUGUCGAAGAGUCGGUCGUGGCCUUAGCUUGCAUAGAGAGCAACACAUUCCCUUUCGCUUCCGAGAGUGUUGAUAGUAUCCCUCUGAUAAAGAACUUAACAAAAACAGGGGUCUCUCUCCGCUUCUUCCAUGACAAUCGCAUUGGAAUUAUUCAAGAAGUCACCAAGAUUACCAACGAAGUCUGCCUGAGAGCGUUCGAGGACAUAGUCAAACUCGCACAGGGAAUAAGUGAAAACAAUACCUGGAUUGGAGGCGAGUUGGGUCAUUUUGGAAAGGGAGCACAGAACUUUAAGCCCUUUAACUUUUACGGUUCAACCAUGUACCCUUUUUUGCCUGUUUCGAAUUACAAUUCUAGUUCUGGGAUUCGUCCUCCUCACAUGGGGGCUCUGCCAUACUUGCCUCUUCAUGUCAGUGGAGGAGUACCUUCGGAGACUUCACAGAACUAUGAUCCUUAUGAUCUUUCGGUGCAGAGGAAGUUUUUAAAUAGCGAGAUGAUCAGUGAAGUUUUGAGCCAAAUAAAGUUGAGCACUGAUGAAGAAGAGAAAGAGAAAGAAGUCCCACCAGAUGAUAGGACUAUUUUCUUGACAUUCUCCAAAGGUUACCCCAUUUCAGAAAACGAAAUCAGAGAGUUCUUCACCAGGAAAUUUGGAGAUUUUAUUGAAGCAAUCCAUAUGCAAGAAGUCCUUCUUCCAGUGAAGCAACCGCUCUAUGCCCGCCUUGUAGUUCGUUUAGCUUCCUCCAUUGCAGAGGUCCUUGACGGCAAGAACAAAGCCAAUUUCUCCAUCAACGGAAAGCAUGUGCGUGCACGUAAGUAUUUGCGUAAAAACCCCAGGUCGACACAAAAAUCAUCUCCACCGUCGACGUCUCGACCUACUUCACCAGAAAACAAAGCUUAG